This is a messenger RNA of Lodderomyces orthopsilosis Co 90-125, 1251 nucleotides long. RefSeq lists its product as uncharacterized. The coding region runs from base 1 to 1251 and encodes 416 amino acids. Lineage: Eukaryota; Fungi; Ascomycota; Pichiomycetes; Serinales; Debaryomycetaceae. The record is from RefSeq and is a predicted model, not a curated record. The transcript has a single exon.
AUGAUUAACAAAAAUUUAAACUUACAUUUGAAACUAAACAAGAUGGAAUUUAAUCAACCGUCGAUAUCCACUCCAUCAGGAUUAAAUUCACAACCAUAUACGCCAAUAGAUCAAACUUUGAAAACGCCCUUGGAAGCUCCAGGUCAAUAUCCAUUUAACCCACCACCUUUACAUCAUCAAAACUCAUACAAUAACCAAAAUACAAUACAACAGCCAGGUCAAUAUGGGCAAAAUCCUUCGUUUUAUCAAAAUCCACAAUAUGCUGAAUCUGAUGAUAUAUUGACUGAUAUUGAUGAGCCAGAGAGUAACAACAACAACGCUAGCUCUAAUAAUUCAUCACUUAAAAGGCCACUGUAUCCCAUGUCAAAUGGGAUGAAAAAUACAUCAAUAUCAAACUUAUCAUUGAAUGAAAUGAACUUGAUGAACUACAAUGCACAACAGCUGGCUCAAGCCCAGAAUCAACCAAAUAAUGCAUCCAUCAGAUCACGUUCAUCACUGUUGAAUCUUCGUAAACAAUCAUUAACAAGAAACAAUUCAAACAAUUGGCUUCAUGUUGGUAAUAUCCAUAGUCUUCGUCCAAGAAAUAGCAAUGCGAGUACGGAUUCUUUGGAUUGUGUACCUAUACAAGCCAAUUUAUUUAAUGGUGGUGGCUCUAGUGCUAGUAGUACACCACCACAUUCUGCUGGUAUUCAAUCACAACCUCAAUCAAACUAUUUCCCUCAACAGCAAAUACCUGCAGGUGGUGGUAAUAUCCAAUCUCAAACCGCAUAUUUCCCACCACCACCGCCACAACAACAACAGCCUCAAGAGUAUAGAGAUAUAAACUCAUCAGCUCCAUUUGCACUUCCACUGGCACCACCACCAUUCUUGCAGAGAAGUAGAUCAAGUACAUCAGGAAGUUUGGGUGGUCCAUCAGUGCCAUAUCAUUUAAACACUGAAUCAGCGAAUGCCCAAGCUUUGAAUAGCUUGAAUGGAAGAUCAAGUUUUAACUACUCAAACGCAAACGCUGUUGGAUUUGCUUUGGAUUCUCCAUUUGAACCCCAUCCACAUUCUCAACCACUGCAACAAUGGGCCACCCAACCAUGUGCACAACAGUAUUCACAACAGAGGACACUGCUGUUGCUGCUGCAACUGAUGCAAGAUGACACAACAGUGGAUGAAGCUAGAUUCAAUAGUAAUUUCAAUACUAAUUAUGUUUCGCUUAGUGAAAAGAAACGAGAUUCCUUGAAAUUGAAAAGAGGUAUGCAUUGA